Molecule: messenger RNA, 1139 nt
Organism: Linum trigynum
Lineage: Eukaryota; Viridiplantae; Streptophyta; Magnoliopsida; Malpighiales; Linaceae
Source: the annotation of a GenBank genome assembly
AAACACCCUCCACGGAGGCGCUAGAAAUCCGAGGCGUGGUAGCUGGGUGUGAGGUCAAGAGGAUGUUGGUUAACACGGGAAUCUCAAUGGACGUGUUGUUCAUGUCCACCUUUGAAAAAAUGUAGUUAUCCGCCAGUAUGGUGAAGCCGGCAGACACCGUGUUGGUAGAAUUCUAGAGGGUGCCAGGUCAAGUGCUCGGACGUGCGCGCCUCCCCGUGACAUUAGGUGACGAAGUGCAUAGCGUGACCCACACGAUGGACUUUGGCAUCGUUGACUGCCCCGCCCCCUACAACGCGAUUUUGGAGCACCCCCUUUUGGCCCUUUUCAAUGGGGUGGCCUCGUCCUGCCAUCAGACGUUGAAAUUCAUCACCCUUAGGGGGAUUGGAAUAUCGAGGGGAGAGGCAUCUGCGGAAGCGCGCCUCGCCAAAAGAAGCCGAAUGUACAACAUAGACGUACGCUCCGAAGACUUAACAAGGGCGGAAGAGGCAGACGUGGAGGUUCACGUGCCCCUUGACGACCAGCGCGCCGACCGAUGUGUUCGCAUCUCGGCAACAUUAGGCGACGAACUUGAGCCCCUAAUCCGCCUAUUAAGAGAAUUUGCGGACCUAUUCACGCGGAGCGCGAGGGAGAUUCCCAGAGUAAAGGUGGAAAUUGCGGAGCAUUGUUUAGCGGAAGCGAAUGGCGUGCGCCCCAUACAACAGAAGAGACGUCCGAUCUCGUUGGAAAAGGAAGAGGCGUUGAGAAAGGAAGUGGAGAAGUUGCGGGAAGCGGGGUUCGUUGAGGAAGCCAAGUACACGACAUGGUUGUCCAACGUCGUUUUGGUUCCAAAGGCGUCAGGAGAAUGGAGGAUGUGCGUGGACUACACCAGCCUAAACCGAGUUUCUUCCACGGACGCCUACCCCAUGCCAAGGAUCGACCAGCUGGUGGACGUGACCGCGUACCAUGAAGUGCUCAGCUUCUUAGAUAUGUUCUCGGGAUAGCACUAGAUACCCAUGUGUGAAGAAGACAGGGACAAGACAACACUAUGACGCCGUUCAGAAAUUACCAGUACAGGAUGAUGUCGUUCAGGCUCAAGAACGCGGGGCCACGUACCACCGUAUGGUGAACAAGGUGUUCCAAAAUAAGAUCGGACUGAAUGU